Messenger RNA from Dipodomys spectabilis (banner-tailed kangaroo rat), 1297 nucleotides. RefSeq names its product ribonucleotide reductase regulatory subunit M2 (gene Rrm2). Gene Ontology annotation, cellular component: cytosol. The record is from RefSeq and is a predicted model, not a curated record. Gene Ontology annotation, biological process: deoxyribonucleotide biosynthetic process. The coding region runs from base 79 to 1251 and encodes 390 amino acids. Gene Ontology annotation, molecular function: ribonucleoside-diphosphate reductase activity, thioredoxin disulfide as acceptor. NCBI's taxonomy places the organism in Eukaryota, Metazoa, Chordata, Mammalia, Rodentia, Heteromyidae. The transcript is spliced from 10 exons.
GCUGCUCUAGUCGCUCCCUCAGCUGCCACCACCUCCGCCGCCGCCGCCACCUCCACCGCCGCCGCCGCCGCCGCCGCCAUGCUUUCCGUCCGCGUCCCGCUCGCCACCAUCGCAGACCAGCAGCAGCUACAGCUGUCGCCGCUGAAGGGACUCAGCUUGACGGACAAGGAGAACACGCCCCCGUCCCUCAGCGGGACCCGCGUCCUGGCCAGCAAGACAGCGAGGAGGAUCUUCCAGGAGCCCGCCGAGCCGAAAACUAACGUUCCAGCUGCCCCCAGCGCGGAGGACGAACCGCUCCUGAGAGAAAACCCCCGCCGCUUUGUGGUCUUUCCAAUCGAAUACCACGACAUUUGGCAGAUGUAUAAGAAGGCCGAGGCCUCCUUUUGGACAGCUGAGGAGGUGGAUCUUUCCAAAGACAUCCAGCACUGGGAAGCCCUAAAGCCUGAGGAGAGAUAUUUUAUAUCUCACAUUCUGGCCUUCUUUGCAGCAAGUGAUGGCAUAGUGAAUGAAAACUUGGUGGAGCGAUUUAGCCAAGAAGUACAAAUUACUGAAGCCCGCUGUUUCUAUGGCUUCCAAAUUGCCAUGGAAAACAUACAUUCUGAAAUGUACAGUCUCCUUAUUGACACAUACAUUAAAGAUUCCAAAGAAAGGGAAUUUCUCUUCAAUGCCAUUGAAACAAUGCCUUGUGUGAAGAAGAAGGCAGACUGGGCCCUGCGUUGGAUUGGGGACAAAGAGGCUACCUAUGGAGAACGAGUUGUAGCCUUUGCUGCUGUGGAGGGAAUCUUCUUUUCUGGUUCUUUCGCGUCGAUAUUCUGGCUGAAGAAGCGAGGACUUAUGCCUGGCCUCACGUUUUCCAAUGAGCUUAUUAGCAGAGACGAGGGCUUACACUGUGACUUUGCUUGCCUGAUGUUCAAACACCUGGUACACAAACCGUCGGAGGAGAGAGUGAAGGAAAUAAUUAUCAAUGCUGUUAGGAUAGAACAGGAGUUCCUCACAGAGGCCUUGCCUGUGAAGCUCAUUGGGAUGAAUUGCACACUAAUGAAGCAGUACAUUGAAUUCGUGGCAGACAGGCUUAUGUUGGAGCUGGGGUUUAGCAAGGUUUUCAGAGUAGAAAAUCCAUUUGAUUUCAUGGAGAAUAUUUCACUGGAAGGGAAGACUAACUUCUUUGAGAAGAGAGUAGGCGAGUAUCAGAGAAUGGGAGUGAUGUCCAGUCCAACAGAGAAUUCUUUCACCUUGGAUGCUGACUUCUGAAUGAACUGAAUGCUCUUAGUUUGCUGAUUUUUUUCCCCCCUCUUCC